CGGCCGCGGCGUCCGGCCCGGGUUCCGCGCCGCUAGGGCGCGGGCGGGGUCGGGGGUUGCGUGGCCGGCGCUGCUCGCCCGCCUCGAGUCCGCGUCCCGGGCCCUGGCGGCCGGCGAGCAUGGAGGAGAAGUACCUGCCGGAGCUGAUGGCGGAGAAGGACUCCCUGGACCCCUCCUUCACGCACGCCCUGCGGCUGGUGAACCAAGAAAUAGAAAAGUUUCACAAAGGAGAAGGCAAGGACGAAGAAAAGUACAUUGAUGUGGUGAUUAAUAAGAACAUGAAGCUGGGACAGAAAGUGUUGAUUCCUGUAAAACAGUUCCCUAAGUUCAACUUUGUGGGAAAACUUUUGGGGCCACGUGGCAAUUCUCUGAAGCGCUUGCAAGAAGAAACCUUGACAAAAAUGUCCAUCCUUGGAAAAGGCUCCAUGAGAGACAAGGCAAAGGAAGAAGAGUUGAGGAAAAGUGGAGAAGCAAAGUACUUCCACCUCAAUGAUGAUCUCCAUGUUCUGAUUGAAGUGUUUGCCCCGCCAGCAGAAGCCUAUGCCCGGAUGGGACAUGCUCUGGAGGAAAUCAAAAAGUUCCUCAUUCCGGACUAUAAUGAUGAAAUCAGGCAAGCACAGCUCCAGGAAUUAACAUAUUUGAAUGGUGGUUCAGAAAAUGCAGAUGUACCAGUUGUUCGAGGGAAACCUACCUUGCGUACAAGAGGUGUACCGACCCCAGCAAUAACCAGGGGAAGGGGAGGAGUCGCGGCCCGGCCAGUGGGAGUCGGGGUACCGCGAGGGACGCCGACUUCCAGAGGAAUCCUUUCCACCCGAGGGCCAGUGAGUCGAGGAAGAGGACUUCUCACUCCCAGAGCAAGAGGCGUCCCCCCAACUGGGUACAGACCUCCACCACCGCCCCCAACACAAGAGACCUAUGGAGAUUAUGACUAUGAUGAUGGAUAUGGCGCUGCUUAUGAUGAACAGAGUUAUGAUUCCUAUGAUAACAGCUAUAGCGCCCCAGCCCAAAGUGGUGCUGAUUACUAUGAUUAUGGACACGGACUCAGUGAAGAGACUUACGAUUCCUACGGGCAAGAGGAGUGGACAAACUCAAGACACAAGGCACCCUCGGCGAGGACAGCAAAGGGCGUCUACAGAGACCAGCCAUACAGCAGAUACUGAUUGUACUGUCUGAUGUUGUGACAUAGCCAGUCUCCACCAGUCCUGUAUACUGUUCAAAGUAAUUGUUUUCUAUGAACAAUCCCUUUUUAAAUAAAUCAAAAUGCUUAACAUCUGAAUGGAUGGAAUUUAAAAUUACUUUGUUGAAACAUCAACCUGGGCAGAAAAAAGAAAAAAAAAAAGACAUGUAAAAUUUUGUUAUUUCCAGUCUGUAUAUGAAAAAAUAGGUCAUCAAAAGGAAAAAAAAUAACUUUGAUUAACUAGUGUUAAACAAAAAAGAUAGGUUUACUAAAUAUGUUAAUCCAUCCUUUUAACAUAAGCCUCACCUUUCAUUUUAAAGGUUUCCAUAGAAAUUUAGUUAUUUUAUCUUUCAGCCAUAUGCUAGUUUUUUUUUUUCUCUUGCCAACAUGCGUAAAAAGGGAAGCCAAUUACAAGUGCAAAUAAUGUGGUAUUCUUUUGUAACUCAAGUCUUGAAAUGUUCUGUAGUGUUAAGCAAAGUCUCCUCUUGCUUGAUACUAAAUAAACUUUUGAAAGAAAUUUUGUGUGUGUGAGCUAACAGUUUCAUGUCUCUCUUAUUUAAAAAGGCCUUCAUAAAUAGUCGUAAACAGGGAAAGGAUUCAUUUAACAACGCUUGUCAAAAAAGGGUCACACUAAACAUUGUACAACUUAUUUAAAACAUGGUAUAAAAUUAAAUGUACCAUUAUAUACUCACCGUAGAUUUAAAUGCUGUUUAAAGAGUCCAAAUGGUAUCAAGCUGCUUGAGUGGCACGUUAAAAACUACGCAAAACCAAAUCUUGUUUAAAAACUGGUUUUAAAAUAACUACUGAUUUUCUGAAAAAGAUGUGAUCAGUUUUCAUCUUGUUGAGCGUUUUUUCACUAGUGCAACUUUGGAUUUUUUAUGAGAAUUUUGGUACCUUAAUGAACACCUCGCUCCAUGCUGGAAGCAAUAAGCACAAAGCUUUUAAAGACAUUCUGACUUGACUAAUUGAGGUCGCACUCGCCAAGGCUGAGGAUGUGUAACCCUUAAACGGUCUUCAUUUUCAAAGGAAGUGUUGGCCAUCUUGGAAAGUGAAAGGAAGGUUGUGUCCGUCCAGCAGACACAGGCGAGGAAGCUGAGGCUCAGUGAAGUUACGGGCUUUGCCUGCGCCCCUGGAAACAGCUGAGAUCCAUCUUCGUUUAUGAAUCUGCCUCCCAGGAUCUGUUUGGUUCAUCCGUGGGCGCCCAGAGCCCAGCGCACGCCCAUCACAACAGCGGACAGUCACCGAGUACAUGCGGGGUAUCUACCAGCACCCUCCCUGCCCCCCGCUUAACUCACUUAAGCCUCAAGGAGCUAUCAAUCCCACUUUACAGAGAAGGAAACUGAGUCGUGGAGGUAACUGUCAAGGUCAUGCACUUGACGAUCGUCAUCUCGUUCUAGAUCACCCAGCAUGGCAGAAUUCUCCCUCCACCCCCGCCCCCCCCCCCCCCCCCCCCCCGUGCAACGCCCACUCCCCAGGUGGAGCAGAUAUGGUACUCAGCACAACGUGCCACCCGUAACUUUUAUAAAACACACAGGAAUGUGGACCCAUGCCCCCUCCCUCACCAGCCCAUCUCCUGUCCCCUCCCCCAGCCAUCCUUGCAUUGCGUCCUGUGAUCCUCCCGGGCCGGUCCCGCCGGCCCCUUCCUCAGGCGCUUCUUGUCUGCCCCCAGCUGGACGGGUCUCCCUGUCUCCCGCUUUUGCCUUUAGAGCACCUACAGGGACACAUCUGGGGCCCACGUCACAUCCUCCUUGCCCUCCCCCACCUCCCUCCGCCAGCCUGGGCGUCAGUUCACAGAACUCAGGUGGGUCUCGGUGCAGAGCGCUGAGUCCAGGGCUGGGGUCUCGGUCUCUCUCCUCCAGGGCUCCCCCGAGAGCAGCCACAUUGGAGAAGUGGGAUCGAGUUCAUAGCGGGGGGCACCCCGGAGCUGUGGACAGUGCUCCGGUCUCCCUCCCACCGCGUCUCUCCGGCUGACCUUCCAGGAGGGUUUCUGCCUACUUCUCAGGGGUCCCAGGAGCACUGGCCCCUGCUCGUCUGCACUGACCUCCCAGAGGCAUCCCUGUGUGUGUCCUCUCCUCCUUUCUUUCCCUGCCUGCCCACCCUCCCUCCUUCUGCUUCCUGGGAUCACAUCCCAAAUAAAGUCUGUGCACCC
Molecule: messenger RNA, 3326 nt
Organism: Lagenorhynchus albirostris (white-beaked dolphin)
Lineage: Eukaryota; Metazoa; Chordata; Mammalia; Artiodactyla; Delphinidae
Gene: KHDRBS3
Product: KH RNA binding domain containing, signal transduction associated 3
Exons: 15
Coding region: 120-1160 (346 amino acids)
Biological process (GO): regulation of alternative mRNA splicing, via spliceosome
Cellular component (GO): nucleus
Molecular function (GO): mRNA binding
Source: RefSeq, a predicted model, not a curated record